AUGCAUGUUGGAAGUAGCCAACAAAUUCAUACAUGUCGACGAUCGUUCGUGUCGAGUAGAAAUCGACAACAACAAAGAGGAAAUGAAUUUAAAGGAUCACUUGAUAUUAUUGUCCAACAUGGUAAUAUUAUCAUCAAAUUUGAAUCAUUGAUUUGUAAAUCAUUGGUCAAAGUAUUAAAAGUACAUCAAGCUAAAUAUCCAUCAAAAUUCACCAAACGAUUAAUUAAUCAACCAAAGAAUUCACCAUCUCCAUCCCCUUCCAUCAUCUCCUCCUCUGACAACAAUAAUAAUGUUAAAUAUUUACAAAGAUAUGUUAAAUCAUUAGAGUCUACGCAAGGAAUGAUUAGAGUAUUGGAUUUGAUGAACUUCUUUCCAUUGGCACUACCACAAGUUUGGAGCCAACAUCAACGAUCAUUGAUUUAA
Molecule: messenger RNA, 423 nt
Organism: Cavenderia fasciculata
Lineage: Eukaryota; Evosea; Eumycetozoa; Acytosteliales; Cavenderiaceae
Exons: 1
Coding region: 1-423 (140 amino acids)
Source: RefSeq, a predicted model, not a curated record